Struthio camelus australis is the source of this 2125-nucleotide messenger RNA. The record is from RefSeq and is a predicted model, not a curated record. NCBI's taxonomy places the organism in Eukaryota, Metazoa, Chordata, Aves, Struthioniformes, Struthionidae.
UCUGUGAAUACUAUCACUGGCUGACUUUGGAAGCCUCAUGCUGAAUCCUGUUUGGUGUGCAAUAGUAUACUGGAAAUGCAAUAUAUGCUGCUGUACCAGGUUACUUCAGCCACUGGAUGUUACCAUGUGAAACUAUUUGCUGAAAACAGGUGCUCAGUAAUCAUUCAUGCUGAAAUGUGCAGAUGUUUUCAGUCUUUAUGAAUAAAAGCUAAAAUUUAGUGCAACGUUGAAGUUUGUUGCUAUGGCUGGUUGUAGGUACUGUUUACUCGUGCACAACAUAAUUGUUACUCAGGCAUUGUGGAAGCUGGAAACAUGACAUGAUUGGGUAGAUAGUUUUCUGUUGCUGUGAAGUUGGUAUUUUCCUGUCGCCAUAUGUAAAAGCACUUUUUUGUUUGGUUAAGGCAGUUGCUCAGUGGUCUCUAUACUCAAACUUCCUUGACUGUAGCACCCUCUUACUGCUUUGUGUCAGUCUUCCAGCUGUACUGGCACGAGGCACUGAGAGGCAAGUUUUUCGGUUUUCCAGAAACAGAAAUGUGUCUUUACUGCGUUGUGGAAUGAGCCCUGAAGAAGGCAUUGUUCAUAGUGCCCCCAAAACAGCAUAAACAGGACUAACAAAUCGUUGUUCCUUCCGUUUACACCAUUUACAUGGGAAAAGAUAAAUAUGAAAAUGAAGACCUAAUAAAAUACGGCUGGCCUGAAGAUAUCUGGUUUCAUGUGGAUAAGCUCUCCUCUGCACAUGUGUAUCUUCGGUUACACAAGGGGCAGACGGUGGAUGACAUUCCCAAAGAAGUUUUGAUAGACUGUGCCCAUCUAGUGAAGGCUAAUAGCAUUCAAGGUUGCAAGAUGAACAACGUCAAUGUGGUGUACACGCCGUGGACUAACCUGAAGAAGACUGCAGACAUGGAUGUGGGGCAGAUCGGAUUUCACAGGCAAAAGGAUGUGAAAAUGCUGACAGUGGAGAAAAAGGUGAAUGAGAUAUUGAACCGGCUAGAGAAGACGAAAGUGGAACGCUUCCCAGAUCUGGCUGCUGAGAAGGAAGCCAGGGACAGAGAGGAAAGGAAUGAGAAAAAAGCCCAGAUCCAAGAGAUGAAGCGGAAGGAAAAGGAAGAGAUGAAGAAGAAGAAAGAGCUGGAAGAACUUAGGAGCUACUCGUCACUAAUGAAGGCUGAGAACAUGUCCUCCAAUCAGGAUGGCAACGAUUCAGAUGACUUUAUGUAAAUAAGGUCUCUCUCCUUUCUCAACCGUGAGGUGAUUUGGGAUGUCUGAAUGUGUGACCAUCAGUAAGAAUGCCAAAAAAAAAAGCCAACUGACUUCAUUUCCUCAGAACCUAGUUGGUUCUGUUGGCAGUCUGACCAGCUCUGUGCCCCGGACGACUUUUGAACAGAGAUCAUCUGUAUGCCUGCACAAACAUCUCAUGGGUGGAAGAAAAAAGAAUUGCAGUUCUACAAAGACAGUGAUAUUUAUUAUGGGAAAGGUGUUGGUGUAGCUUUUGAUCCAAUGAGAUUUUAAAAAAGAAAACAAACUGUGCUGUCUCAUUGCUGUCCUGUCAGAGUGACUCCAAAAGCGUUGCCAUCACCUUUGUGUCACUGGCAUGCGUGCAAGUCCAAAAGCGCCACUGCUGACUGCAUAACUCCUCUCUUCACGUGAGUGAUAGUCAACAAAAGGGGAGGAUAUCUAUAAAAAUGGGGUGCCUGAUCUCUGACCAGCUAACAGCUGCUUUGCAGACCUACCCGGCCCUUGCCGCUAGUAAAUCUAGCAGUUUGUAGCUACUCACUGAACACAGAGGUGCAGAGCAUGAAGACUCUGAGCUUGGCUGACGUUGCAGCCUAGCUGAGCAAAUUAGCAGAGGCUGUGAUGCGCGCCCCUAGCAUGAGAUGAGAAUGGUCCCCCGUUGCCUUUUUUAAAUUGCAUUUGAUUUCUGGGCUGUUCCUUGGAAAUCGUUUUUGGAGAGAGAAGCUCGCGAAGAGCUGAGUUUUGCACAGCGUCUAGGGCUGUUCGGUUCAGAGUUCUUGACUGAGCGCUCUGUAAGGUAUUGUGGAUGAACCUCUAUGAAAUGAUCAUGGUAAUUAUUGCAGCCCCUGUAUAUACGUCACAAUUAAAUUCAUACCACGCUGGUAAAACGUGC